AUGUCGAAAAGUCAUCAGUCGUCCGCGAACGUUAAGAACGCUAACACGGCAAAAGAUUCAGUUUCUAAAAAGCCUCGGCUUAAGAGUUGGUGGAAAAUAACGUGUAUAUUCUUCUGCUGUCAAAAUGGAAGAAAUUCUCAUUAUGAGAUUCAUGCUCAUCAACCUUACAACGUUUCAUCUUACAAUAAUAGUGAUGAAAUUCGUAUCUCGGUGCAACAUCAAGACUUGUGUCUUUUGCCGUCAGCUAGUUCGCUUUAUGUAUGUGGUAGGCUAACCAAAGCUGAUGGUACUCUCGUGAAAAAUACAAAGUUCGUAAACAACGCCGUCUGCCAUAUGUUUGAAGAAAUACGAUAUGUAAUACGGGUAUCGAUUAAUCCUAGUCGAAGUCUAAUCAUCCAUAAUGCUGGCUGGCUCGACGUUGAGGAGAAAGAGAAUUUGAUAAAUAGUGAAGGAUACUUUGAUAUAUCUAUACCUCUAAGUAUGUUUAUAUGCUUUACUGAAGACUAUUGCAAGGUAGUCGUUAACGUGAAGCAUGAAAUCAUUCUCAUUACAUCGAGAAAUGAUCUGAAUUCCGUAAUACAGACACCUACGAAGGUCGCAACUGCAACUACUGCAGCAGAGUACGAGGAUUUCAAGAUUGAGUUGAUGAAAAUUGAGUGGCUCAUGCCAUAUGUAGUAUUAUCUAAUCAGCAUAAAAUUCGGAUGCUUAGUCAUAUUCAGAAGGGUAAAUCGAUCGACAUGAGUUUUCGUAGUUGGGAGCUGUAUGAAUAUCCACUGCUUCCCAGACAUGUUUGGACAGGCAAAACAUCUAAUCAGUUAGAAAAGCCACGCUUCGCGAUCCUCGGCUUCCAAACAAAUAGGAAGGAAGUGAAAGAAAUUAAUGCUAGUCGUUUCGAUCACUGCAAUAUCAGUAAUGUUAAACUCUUCUUAAAUUCACAAUACUAUCCUUAUGGAAAACUAAAUUUAGAUAUUCAACGCAAUCAGUAUGUUAUGUUCUGCGAUAUGUAUGCCAACUUUCAACAUGCAUACUAUGACAAGAGUAUUGAGCCUAUGCUUAAAAAGUAG
Messenger RNA from Nasonia vitripennis (jewel wasp), 1065 nucleotides. RefSeq lists its product as uncharacterized. Bases 1 to 1065 code for a protein of 354 amino acids. The record is from RefSeq and is a predicted model, not a curated record. NCBI's taxonomy places the organism in Eukaryota, Metazoa, Arthropoda, Insecta, Hymenoptera, Pteromalidae. The transcript has a single exon.